Molecule: messenger RNA, 1503 nt
Organism: Pygocentrus nattereri (red-bellied piranha)
Lineage: Eukaryota; Metazoa; Chordata; Actinopteri; Characiformes; Serrasalmidae
Exons: 9
Coding region: 123-1190 (355 amino acids)
Source: RefSeq, a predicted model, not a curated record
GCCAUUUUUGGCAGCAGGUUGCAGGAGCUGACGGUGAAAGAAAAUGGAUAUACGGCGUUUUUUCAAGGAGAAAGUAACAUCCACACCUGAGGAAACAUCUUCACUAGGUGACAGUGCAUGAAAUGGAAGUCGUGGUGUGGCUGUGUUUCACUCUUCUGCUCCGUUCUCUUGGUCAAAGCUAUGGGCAUACCCAGUUCAUUUAUACAGAGGAGAAAGAAUUAAAGUUGAGAUGUGAAACAAAGAAAUGGCAAAUAAGUACAGAGUCUGACAACAAGAUUGACCUGAACUGCACAGUAAAAUGUGACCGCAAUGAAAUUCGUGACCUUGAGUGUGAUGAUGAUGAUGGUGAUGAUGAUGAUGAUGGUGAUGAUGACUCACAGCCAAAGCAUGCUUGCAAACUAAUAGUAAAGAGUGGAUUCUUUGCCUGUGUUAAUUCUCUGGAUGCUGGAUUCCUUUUUCCAUUCAAACCAUCUCCCAACGCCAUCCAUUCGUUCAUAGUUGCUGUUCAAAAUAAAGACAUAACACCCACACCUGAGGAACCAUCUUCACUGCCAGUACCUGAAGGUGAAUCAGUGAGUUUAAACUGUAGUUUCACCUUCACAGAAGAAUAUGAUGGGGUGUCUUUUGUUGUUUACUGGAUUAAGACUGUUGGAGAGAGCAGCACCUGUGUGUAUUCUUAUGAUUAUUCCCUGUAUGAGCCGCUCGCGCUCGGUCACCACUGCACCAUACAGGAAGAUCUGCUUAACAGACUCUCAAACCAAACCAAAGGACAGAACAGUCACAACAUCAGGAUCAGUGAAGUGAUGGAGUCAGACAGCGGUCAGUACCUCUGUGCUGUACAAGUGCACCCAAGUAAUAAAAACACUGCUGAAGGAAACUGGAAGGUGAUAGAAAGAGUUACAGUCAGUGUCCACAAAGACAAGAGACCACAGCCAGCCAGGACCAGCAUGACUCAGACAACCACUGAGGAGACAAGUGGUGUUCACCCUCUCAUGCCUCUGUUUACUUCGUGGCCCAUAUGUUUGGGUCUUCUGCUUUCUGUUUGGAUCGCAUUCGCACUCAUAAGGAAAAAGGCCAGCACUGCACGAGGAUCUCAGGCUGUGCCGUUACAAAGCCUCCAAAGCGGAGAAGCAGCUCCUGAUACUGAUGGUUCUCCGUAUGCUGUGGGACGUGGUGAGGAGGAGAACUAGGAUCCAUGAGGAAUUCUACCAAGAAGAUCCAGACCAUGAAGAAUCCACAACAUCUGUUGAUCUUCAUGCAGCUGCCAGGCUGAAUGAUGGAUCUGGAGCAUCAGAGGACACCAAACAUAUUCAUGAUGAAGAUUAUCUGCUGUUUUUAAAGGGGUGAAUUGUGACAACAGUGUUCAUGUAUAUUAAAUAGUCACACCUUUUGAUGAGAAAUCAUCAAGAAAUGUUCAGGAAUGUUCACUAAUCCGUUUUCUGUAAAGCUGCUUUGUGACAAUUCCGGCUGUAAAAAGCGUUAUAUAAAUAAACUUUGACUUGA